Messenger RNA from Linnemannia hyalina, 6297 nucleotides. NCBI's taxonomy places the organism in Eukaryota, Fungi, Mortierellomycota, Mortierellomycetes, Mortierellales, Mortierellaceae. The record is from the annotation of a GenBank genome assembly.
AUGACCUGGGACUCGAUACUACAGAACAACAACCCAGCAGUCGCCGGGACAUCACAGACCUCACAAGCAGGAUUUGCAGAGUCAGCGAGUGCCGCCAAGGAGUACGAAAUGUUUAUUCGCGGACUACGCAAUGUCUUGGACCGAGGAAUGGUCGCCAAAGGCGGAUAUCGCUUGGGGUCGUCAUAUGUGUUCCCAGCCUCAUUACAGCCGCGACUCGACGGAUCAAUCCUACCCAACUUCCCCAAGAUGCCAUCCUUGACGAUGCUGUCGUGCACUGUAACGAUGUACCUUUCCUUGACGAACCUCAUUUUUCAGCCCACCUUUCAACACCAUCGACUUCGCGUAUUGGAAGCAGCCGAUCUGGAUCCACGUCAAGCCUCAGAGAAAGAGUUGAAAGUGCUCAUCAGCCCACAUGGAACGCCGGCAGUACUUCGACUGCAGGACAUGGCAGAGUUCACAGAGGAGGAGACGCAAAAGUGCCUCGACGGAUGGGCUGAGCAUUUUGGAACGAAUCAGGAAUUGAUCAACGAAAUUUCUCGGUCACUACCGCGUCUUGUUGCCGUCAGUGUCAAGUCAGGGCGAAACGAGGUAGUGCUUCAAUGUCCGACGGAGCGCGUUUUCGUGCCUGUUUCCUGCAAAGAGUCACCAAGUGAUGUCGGCCAGUUGGACGGCAUGGGCUCUAGGAAUCUUGGUUUUAUUGAGGAUCUUGGCGCAAAGUUCGCAGUGUGGUCUUGGCAGGAAAAAACAAGGAAUGCAAUCGCCUCACCUGCUGUGCCAAAGCUCGUACAGCCUGUUUCAGAGCACACGCCUGUCCUUGCAGAGCCCAGGAACCGACUUAAGGCUGGUUCAUCAGCAUGGCAACAACAGCAGCAACAGAUACAACAACAAUUACUUCAGCAACAACUACAGCAGCAACAACAACAACAAUCACAAAACUUCUUUCUGCAACAGCAACAGGAUGCGCUUAUGAAGCGAUCGAGCAACUCGCCCACGUACGAUACCAACAGGAUCGACUACUGGUCCUACACCGACCCCUAUGCCUACCUCACUUCAAUCGUCCUCAACUCCUGUGCCAACGCCGAGCCCAAAGGAGCUGACUCGCCAUCUGCAGCGGAUAAUCAGGUGUCGGUUGUUGUCCCCGUGACACCAUCGGCCAAGCCGACCCGAUCGCGACCCAACGUGACAAGAAGCACAACAGGGUCCAAGGAAGCCGAUGGUUGGAUCAGGGUACGGCCCAGACGAAACACUGUGGCACCGCCAAGUACACACAACUUUGGCGUUUUGGACACUCCUGAUACAAACCAGGCGGCGUGGAGCAACGGCCUUGAUCCAGAAUCGAUGCCGGCGUCAGAGAUCGAACCAAACACGACCAGCUCGACUCAGUUCAAUGCGAACACGUCGAACGAUACCUCUCAGGCAGAUGCUCAGAAUACCAGCACCAACACCUCGUCGUAUCAGCUACCGAUCGAUCUGCCUGCAGACAACAAUGACAUGAUGUCGGGUCUAAUGGACGUGAAUUCGAUGAUGGGCCUCUAUGGCGCUGGAAAUUCGGACGAUCUUGAAGACUGGGGCGUCGUCACCAAGGAUGACUUUAGCUUUUUUGACGAGCAACCACGGAGUGCGCCAGCGCCGCGCCUAUUGCCAAUGGUACCGGAGUUAACCUUCGACAGCCUGCAGAGCAGUAUACCCAUGUCAUCGGCCGAUCUCAACAUAAUCUCUGGGGUCUCGUCGGCGAUCUCGUCUGUUACCCCAACAACGAACGGUGUGAUGGCUACCUUUUCGGAGGGCAUGAUGACAUCUAGCCCGAUCGGCGAUGGCGGCGGCCUCAUGGACAACAUGGACCUCGACCUAUCAGGAUUUGGCAACAUGAUGUCACCGUCCACAGCCAUUUUACCCUCAGGAGGAACAGAUCGAUUUGUCGCCAUAUCCUCGUCAUCUGCUGCCAUUUCACCCUCAGGUGACCAAUCUCUUGCCCCACAAUCUGGUCAGGAUGUCAACAUGCAGACGCCAAAACCCCAAGCGGUGGAAAAGGAACUCAAUCAACUCGACAGUCAACAUAACCAUCAACCACCAGCCCUGCCUACAUCGUUGCAAAUAUCAUCACCAGAUACAUCCAUCAUCAAGAGACCAUCCAUUCUGGUCACUCAUAUGCAUUCGCCUAUCCAGAGCUUUAUACCCUCAUCGUUCUCGCCCCUUAAGAUCGCCGGAGAUGACCUUGUCGACGAGUCCAAAUACAAGAUUGGUGGCCGAUUUGCUUACCGCCGACUCUACAAGCGGAGGAAAACAUCUGUCCCAGACCCACUCAACCUCUACCGUCGAGAGUCCAAGAUGUUACCAUUUUACCAGCCUGGAAAGGACCAAGAAUGGGUCAUGCCCCCUCGGAAGGAGAAACAGCGACGGAAGGCAAAGUCUCAGCCUUUUACGAAUGGGAUCAUUUGGAACGGAUUCCAGCCAGGAGGGUCGAUCGACAUCGUCCAGAUAAGCUCACAGACGGCCCAACAAAAGUCUGCGAUGGCCGGACCUGGAUCGCUCAUCAGAUCUGUUUCAACCCCUGCAACGGCUUGGGGUCUCUCAUCAUAUCCCCUUCACUCCAACCUCAAGCGUAAAAAGGAGGACGAGAACACGAGUGGAGACAGCGACAGUGACUCUGGCUCGAGCUCAUCCACAGACAACAGCGACGAUGACAGCUCGAACGCCUCCGGCACAUUCCGACCUCAGUUCGGUCGACUUUUGCGCAGAAGAGACGAAGCCGGGGGCAUUGCUAGUGACGGGCAGGAAGACGCGUGGACUUUGCGCAGGGUCAACUCGGCGAAAUUUGUCGCGACCUUCCUUGACCAAGCUAUGUACACAUCCGCCGGAAAUGUACUCCUGGACCUUGACUCUGUUGCAACACUUCAGUCGACGACAGCCGCAAGGACUGUGGGGUGGGACUCGGCAGAUGCCUAUCGUUCUGAGAUCGAGUUUGACACGCCUUUUACACCAGUCAUAUUUUCGUCAGUACCCCCCGCACUCGUGGAGGAGCCCCCAGCGGUGCAUGAAUCGUUGGCCUCGGAGUACUUUCUGGAGGCGGUUAAAACGCUGUGCGAGCAGGCUGUCAUAGGCGAUUACCCUUUCGCCGGGUCAAAUGAGGUGACAGGGACAAGUGGUGAAAUAACGGAGGGCGAGAGUUUCCAUGUCAUGUUGGCACGCCGAAAAAUCUUGAGCCAACAGUUGAACGAAGGUGUUGCCACAGUUCCAGCGCUUGGGGACGAAUCCUUCCGGAAUGUAAUGGAGAUCAAGACGGUCAUCUUUGAUCUCCUAGGUCUCCUGCGCGGGAACCCAUCCGACGACACGGUGGCCUUGCCUGUGCCCUCGGAGGCGGCUCAGGAGAUGGGUAUGGGCAUCACAACUCUUCAUGGACAUCACCACCACUCCAGCCAGAGCAAUAUCGUACCCCCUGUUAUCAUGAAGGGGCCCCUGACCCUCCUCCAAUACUUCACCCUGGGAGAGGCUCAGCAGAUGCCAUCCAAGUACGGCAAGUACCAGGUCAAGAAGAAGAAGACGGCGGAGCCAGCCCUCAUGCAGCUUCUGCCACCAGACAUUGUUGUCGGACACAACGACGACUGGCUCGAGGCCUCACCGACGAUUUUAAGGUUUUGGGAGAAGCUGAGUCUUGGACCUUAUUCGAGCAGGAAGAGCAUUUCCUACUUUGUCGUCUAUCCGGAGAGCACCGAUAUGGAGAACAAUGUGUCUCGAUUUUGGAGGGAGCUGAGCGUUUUGUUUGAGACUUCCCUCCUCGGAAAGCACCAGCCGGGGAUAAUUCAGGACUACAAGCCCGGUCUGGUUCCGAUCCCUCUCCUUCCAGCGUUGGCUGGCGAAUCGAUGGAGGCGAGACAGGUCCGAAGCUAUAUCGAUGGUUGCCAGAAGCUGGGAUCGCUUUUGGGCGCAGACUGCAAAGACAAGGACGUUCACACAGUCAUCUACAUGGUGAACCCCUUUCCCCACGGUGCGGGCUACUUUGAUCUCUGCCGGUGUUUCUCCAUCAUGAAGACGCAGUUCAGGACAGCGAUGGGCUCCAUUUCGACGCCAAUGGAACAGCCGCGCGAGAACCUGGUUCUGCAGUUGGUCCCGAUCCAGCAUGUCAUCAACCCGUCGACUUUUGGAGGAUACUUGCUCUUUGGCCUCAAGGAUAUUGCCUUUACAGUCUACGCCAAAUGCAAGGUGUUUUUGGAGCGCGCCACCUUCUCCCGCGAUUUCCUGGCGCAGAUCAACACUUACGCCCCACUGUUUGCCCUAGCCAAGACGACCCCACCGACUAUCCAUUUUGAUGUGCACCAAAAGCCCAACUCGAUGCCAAAGCCACCAGCGACACUUCAUGUAGGCUACGGAUUCAGCCUGGAUGGUCGGUGGCUGAUUUGUGUCUGGACAGACCACCGAGGCGAGCUGCUUGAGCAAUUGGUCUUGGAUAUGACCGACAACACCGGCAGGAUGCUCAUGUCUGGGAAGUCUUCCUGCGCCAACGGAAAACACAGCAACAGCAACAGCAGCCUUCCGCUUUUGACAGGCAUCAAGGAGAUCUGGAACCGGACGCUGGUCUACCAGAGGCGAGGAUCCUUCACCUGGAAAACUGUCAUCAGCAAACUCGGGCUGAUGUCACGGACAGAGUUGCAAGAAUGGACUCGACUAACGGCUGGUACGAACUAUACUGCAGUAGUGGCGGUCAACAUUGAUUCUGCUAUGCGACUGUAUCCUCACAAUCGCGGGUCCGAGUAUCUCUCGUCAGGAAUGACUCCCAACACAAGCGGCGUCAACACUCCUACCAAUGCAGGGCUCACUCAGGCAGCGGGAUUGGGCGUCGGGACACCGCUUGUCGGGUCGAAUUCGAUGGUUUCCAAUAUUACUACAUCGUCGACAGCCACUCCGACACCAGAUGCGGCGACCACGCCGGCAACGCCCCUGAACUUUGGCAAUGCUGGAAACAAUGCAGGAACCACUGGGCUGGGCAUUGCCGGAGCAGUAGCAGCAGCAGGAGGAGGAGGAGGGCCAUUGGGAGGUGCUGGAGGAAUGGCGGGGAUCGGCGGUGUAUCGGGAAACGAGAUUCUGGAGAACAGUGCCGGGCAUGUGUAUGCGAUGAUCCUGAACCAUCGCAUCCCACUGAUUGUAUCGCAGCAGGAAUCUGGUCUCUUGCGGACUGCGCGCAGUGGUAGACGAGGAGGAGGAAGAGAGGGGGAAGGCGGGUCGCGGCUUGGAAACCAAACAGAUGCGAGCGAGACAAAGCCUAUUGUUGGACCGACGGAGGAACCGGAAGAGGGUGAAUACGACAGCAAGGAUAUUCAACUGGAAGACAGCGUCAUGAAUACACCAUUGGCAGACCUGGAUCAGGAUCUUGAUAUGGAGCCUAAGAUCAAGCAGGAGGAGACGUCUGGUCAGCAUGUGCUGCUCCAGGCUGAGAGCGUUGGUGAGAAGAAGGAGUCAUCGUCUGAACAGACGCCACCACCAUUACCUUUGCUCACAGGAGGGAACGAUGUGAUUGUGCCUCUCUCGAGCGGGUAUCUUAUCCAGGUGCCCACCCAAUCCAACUCUGUGAUGAGGGAGAAACACGCUCUAGAGGCACUCGGGGUCGAGGUUCAUCUGCUCCAUCUUCAGCGCAUUCCGACUCUGACUCCGCCAGCGACUCCUAAACCCGCACCAGCAACACCUCCACCUCCGCGACGACCGAUGACAGGCAAGGAGCACCUCGCAGCGUACAGGCCAUCAACUAAACCGAUUUUACACUUCCAACCGAUGCGCUCUACGGCCUAUCAUCUGAGCCGGAUCCCUGCAUUACGCCCUAUUGCGUCCAAGUAUUUGCCGUAUCGACCCAGCAGCUUUUCAGCCUCGCAGUUUAGCAUUCGACCUCCAGCCUCGGCGGCUUCGCCUACUUCGUCAACAAGCGGCAGGAACUCGCUGAGCCAGAGCCCAGGAGGAUCAAUCGGGAAGGGUGUAUUGGCACCAGACACGAGAGGAUCAGGAUCAGGGUCUAUUGGAAGUGGGGCAGAAAUUGGAGGAUCGUCGUCAACAAGUGGUGAGAAGGGCAGUGGUGGAGGGGGAGCAGGGGGCGGCAAGGGAGGAGGAGAGAGAGGCGGCGACAAGGGAGGGUCAGCAACUGCAAGUACGACGAUCAAGGCCACGGUGGCAGCCAGCUCGACGCGCGAGAUCUUGAAGCAGUUCCAUGCUUUAUCGUAUUUGUCGCAGUCGCCAGUCCAGACCAACUGUCUGCCAAACCAUCUGAUCUUGGUUGAGAGGCUGUCGCGGGUGUUGCUUCUUGUUCGCGAAUAG